AUGACCUAUCAGCUCAGUGAUUUUGAUUACGUACUGCCGUCUGAACUGAUUGCGCAGUACCCCAGAACCAAUCGUACCGACGCGCGGCUGCUGCAACUGCUGCCGGAUGGCAUCAAACACGGCCAGUUUCCGGAUAUUCAGAAGCACCUGCAGCCCGGCGAUCUGCUGGUCAUCAACAAUACCAAGGUGAUAAAGGCGCGACUGUUUGCGCAAAAAGACAGCGGUGGGCAUGCGGAAGUCCUGCUUGAACGAUUGCUUGAUACACACCGUGCGCUCUGUCAGGUGCGGGUCAGUAAGCCGUUGAAAACUGGCAGGCACUUGAAAGUGGCCGCGCAUCAACUCACCUGCGAAUCACGUCGGGGCCAGUUUUACGUGUUGGCCAGCGAGUUGCCCUGGUUGGACCUGAUGGAUCAACAGGGUCAUGUACCUUUGCCACCGUAUAUAGAACGCGAUCAGGCCGGGCAGCAGCCCUGUGCUCUCGACGAAGAGCGAUAUCAGACUGUGUAUGGUGAAAUUCCAGGUGCAGUUGCUGCGCCCACAGCAGGGCUGCAUUUCAGUGAGUCAUUGUUAGAUGCCCUGAAGUUGCAGGGCGUGGGUAUAGCGCAGGUGACCCUGCAUGUAGGCUCGGGUACUUUUCAGCCUGUACGCGGAGACCUGGCUAACCAUGUGAUGCACAGCGAGUUCUAUCAGGUCUCUAACGAGACUGCGCAGCAGAUACAAGCCACUCGUCAACACGGCGGCCGUGUGAUAGCGGUAGGCACAACAGUGGUGCGCACUCUGGAAAGUUCAGCAUUGGCCAACGGCGGCGAGGUGUCAGCCGGUGAGGGUGAUACACAAUUAUUUGUCACGCCGGGCUUUGAAUUUAAAGUGGUUGAUGCGCUGAUCACCAAUUUCCAUCUUCCGGCAUCAACCUUGAUGAUGCUGGUAACGGCAUUUGCCGGGUACGACAAGGUCAUGCACGCUUAUCGCGAGGCGGUGCAGCAGCGGUACCAGUUUUUCAGCAGGAAAAUAGCGAUGUUUGAAAUUUACGCCACAGAAGGGGCGGCCCGCAGAGGGCAGUUGACGCUGCCUCAUGGCACCGUGCAGACGCCGGUAUUCAUGCCCUGUGGUACCUACGGUACCGUCAAGGCGAUGACGCCGGCGAGCCUGCAAGAGGUGGGGACACAGAUUCUUCUUGGCAAUACCUUCCACCUGAUGUUGCGCCCUGGAUCUGAGCGCAUUGCCAGUUUUGGCGGCCUGCACAAAUUCAUGCAGUGGUCAGGACCGAUUCUGACUGACUCCGGCGGGUUUCAGGUGUUCAGCCUUGGUGAUUUGCGCAAAAUGAAUGAAGAAGGUGUGAUUUUUCGUUCACCGAUCAACGGCGACAAAGUGAAACUGACGCCAGAGUCCGCCACCCAGGUGCAGCGUCAUCUCGCCUCUGAUGUUGUCAUGGUGUUGGAUGAAUGUACCGCACACCCGGCUACCCACAAGCAGGCCGAAGUCUCCAUGCAGUUGUCCAUGCGCUGGGCUGUUCGCAGCCGCGACGCUUUUCAGCAGAGUCGAGAAGGUGCGCUGAAUCCGGGUGCAGCUCAAUUUGGCAUAGUCCAGGGUGGGAUGUUCGACGAUCUGCGUCGCGAAAGCCUGGCCGCACUGUGUGAUGUGGGUUUUGAAGGCUACGCCAUUGGCGGCCUGUCUGUGGGUGAAGAGAAGAGUGAUAUGUACAGCGUGAUGGAGGGGCUGCUGCCCCACAUGCCUGCAGAUAAGCCGCGCUAUCUGAUGGGGGUCGGCACCCCUGAGGACCUGGUGCGGGGUGUUGCCCUCGGUGUCGACAUGUUUGACUGCGUCAUGCCAACCCGCAACGGCCGUAACGGGUAUCUGUUUACCUCCACCGGUAUGGUCAAAAUUCGUAACGCUCAACACCGCGAUGCAGACAUACCUCUGGAUGUUGCCUGUGACUGUUAUACCUGCAGCAAUUUUUCCCGCGCCUAUCUGCACCAUCUGGACCGCUGCGGCGAAAUGCUUGGCGCCAUGCUGAUGACACAGCAUAAUCUGCAUUUCUACCAUAAUCUGAUGGCUGGAUUGCGAUUGAUCAACCUUUUAUUCCUCGGCGGAUUUGUGCUGAUUUUCUACUUUCUGCUGAUUCGUCCGCAGAACAAACGCCGUAAAGAACAUCAGAAUCUGGUAACCAACCUGUCCAAAGGCGACGAGAUCGUCACUGCAGGCGGCAUUGUUGGGCAGAUUAAUAAAGUGGAAGACGACUUUAUCAAGGUGCAGGUCAGCGAGAACGUUGAAAUGCGCAUACAGAAGACGGCCAUUGGUGCAACGCUGCCCAAAGGGACCAUCAAGAAUGUGGCGCCUAACUCGUUUCGUCCCUGGCAGUACGCGCUGAUUUUGUUUGUGCUGGCCAUCGGCGCGCUCUAUGCAGCGCCUAAUCUGUUCCAGCCGGAUCCUGCUUUGCAGAUUCUGCCGCGGGAUGCGGAUGCUACACAGAACGAUAUACAGAUCGCACUGUCGCGUGCAGAAGCGGCGCUGUCUGAAGUGCAGAUUGCCACGGUUGGUUCGCAGCUCUCAGAAGAGGGCGGUCUCAUACGCGUGACCAGCGACGCAGAUCAGUUGAAAGCAAAAACGCUGAUCAGCGAUCUGUUGAAUGCCACCGGUGAGAAUUAUGUGGUUGCGCUGAACCGUGCCAGUACCACACCACAAUGGCUGCAGGACCUCGGCGGUAAAGCCAUGUCGUUGGGUCUUGACCUUUCAGGUGGUGUGCACUUUCUCCUGCAGGUGAAUAUGGAUGAAUAUCUGCAAUCGGUGGUCGAUAGUGCCGCGCUGGGCAUGCAGGACAAGCUGCGUGAUGCUGAUGUGGUCUACAUACCGAAUCGCGAGUGGGUUGAUGGCCUCGAUAUCAGCAUAGCGUUUGCAUCUGAAGCGGAACGGGACAAAGCCCUGGUAGCCUUAGAGGAGUUUGCGGAUUACCAGAUUCGUGAAGAACAGGUAGAUGGCCGCGCCGGUUUAACGUUCAAACUCACUCAGGACAGAAUUCAGGCGCUCGAAGACCGGGCGAUCAGUCAGAACCUGACCAGCCUGCGUAAUCGCGUUAACGAACUGGGUGUUUCAGAGCCCCAGGUGCAGCGCCUUGGGCGACAACGCAUUGUCGUUGAUCUGCCGGGCAUUCAAGACAGUGCCCGUGCCAAAGAGAUUUUAAACAAGUUUGCCAACCUCGAAUUUCGUCUUGCCGCCCAGGCCAAUACGCCGCGUUUCCAGCAGGAAACCUACGAGUAUGAGGGUCGGGUACAGGAUGUGCUGCGCCGUAAUAUCGUGACGGGCAACAACGUCCAGGAUGCACAACAGAGUUUUGACCCGGAAACGUCGCAGCCCCAGGUCAGCAUUGAACUCGACAGUGAAGGUGGCAAUCGCAUGUUUGAUGCCACCAAAGACAAUGUCGGUCGGGACAUGGCCAUUCUGUUUAUCGAGCAGAAGCCCAUUGUCCGUGAAGUACAGCGUGACGGCGAAACCGUAAAAAUCUUCACCAGUGAAGAAGAACGCAAACUCAUCAGUGUUGCCAAUAUCAAGUCUGCAUUGGGUUUCCAAUUCCGCAUCACCGGCUUAAGCCUGCGGGAAGCUCAGGAUCUGGCCUUGCUGCUGCGCGCCGGUGCACUGGCUGCACCGAUGUACAUUGUUGAAGAACGCACGGUUGGCGCGCAACUGGGUGAUGAGAACAUCACCCGGGGUUGGCAGUCCGUAGGCAUCGGUUUUGCGCUGGUGCUGAUAUUCAUGUUGUUUUAUUACCGCUGGUUUGGAUUGGCGGCAAACGUUGCGCUCACAGCAAACCUGAUGUUGCUGGUUGCGAUCAUGAGUGUCUUAGGCGCAACGCUGACGCUCCCGGGUAUAGCCGGUAUCGUUUUAACCGUCGGCAUGGCUGUGGAUGCAAACGUGUUGAUCUUCUCGCGGAUUAGAGAAGAACUCCGCGAGCGGGCUCCUCAGGCAGCUAUCCAGGCAGGCUUUGAUCGCGCCCUGGUAACCAUUACGGAUGCCAACAUCACCACAUUUUUUGUAGCAAUAAUUCUGUUGUCGAUAGGACUCGACUUUACCGGCGGCACCUUGAUUGAGCUGGGUUUUGAGCAGGAAGUUGACGCUGAUCAACUGCGUAACGAUCUGGCGGCUAAUGGUUUUGAGAACGGUACCGUGCAGUAUUUUGGCUCAAACCAGGAGAUUCUUAUUCGCAUGCCGCCCCAGGGCGGAAUUGAGCAGGCGACGCUGGGCGAUCGGAUUUUUGCCUCUGUUCAGGCUCAGCAUGACGGCGUCAGCUUACGUCAAAGCAACUUUGUUGGACCUGCAGUGGGUGAGGAGCUUGCUGAAGACGGUGGCCUGGCGCUACUGGCGGCGUUAAUCGUGGUGAUGCUCUACAUUCUGUUUCGUUUCACCAAACAGUUUGCGUUUGGUGCGGUAGCUGCAUUGGCCCACGACGUUUUUGCAGUAUUGGGUAUCUUUGCCAUUUUCCACCUGACCUUUGACCUGACCGUAUUGGCGGCGUUGCUUGCUGUGAUUGGUUAUUCUCUUAAUGACACCAUCGUUGUGAGUGACCGGAUACGUGAGAAUUUCCGCAAGAUACGCAAGCGCACGCCGAUAGAAGUAAUUAACGAGUCGUUGAACCAGACCCUUGGGCGCACGUUAGUAACCUCGUUGACAACUUUGUUUGUGUUGCUGGCGUUGUUGUUUGCUGGUGGUGAAGCGAUUCGCGGCUUUGCGCUGGCGCUGAGUAUUGGUGUUCUGGUGGGAACCUAUUCUUCGAUUUACGUGUCUGCGAAUAUCCUGCUGGCGUUGAAUAUCACCCGCGAGGAUCUGCUUGUGCCAGCUGGAGACCAUCGCGCGCAUGACUUUGGGAUUCGCGGCGACGAUAUCGCCGCUGCUCCAGUAGUCUUCGCCGCCAUCCAGAUCGCCGAUAAAGCCGCCGGCUUCACGGAUCAGCACAAUACCUGCGGCAAUGUCCCACUGACUUAA
Messenger RNA from Symbiodinium necroappetens, 4974 nucleotides. The record is from the annotation of a GenBank genome assembly. NCBI's taxonomy places the organism in Eukaryota, Dinophyceae, Suessiales, Symbiodiniaceae.